AUGAACUUUGAGGAAAAAGAGGAAAAAGACGGUGUUCGUCUUUCGUGGCACAAUGUCCCCAAAUCAAGGCUCCAGAGCCAACAUAACGUCGUUCCCUUGACAGCAUUCUACACUCCGUACAACGACAAAUCCCCUGUGAACCGCUUGCAUUUCCAGCAAAUGCAGCAAUGUCGCCAGUGUCGUGCAUUCUUGAACCCUUUUGUCACAAUCAAGGCGAACCAGCCAGAGGUAUGGCACUGCCAGUUCUGUGGCUUUGGAAACAGGCUACUCAUUGCUGAGGACGGGAGCUAUUCCCAGGCUCUUAAUCCUGAGAUUACGACUGUUGAAUACUCCACUGAUCGUUUUGCCCCGCUACCACCGAUCUUCUUCUACUGUGUUGACACAUGCUUCGAGAAUGAAGACGUCACUGAGGCUUUUGCCCAAUUGAAGGAGUCCAUUCUCCUAUCUUUGUCUUAUCUUCCUGCUCAUGCUUUGGUGGGCCUUGUGACUUUUGGCAAACAUGUGCAGCUCCACGACUUGCUGGUGCCCAAUCGCAGCUACACCUUCAACGGAGCUAAAGAGUACGAGCUUAAGACCAUUGAAACGAUAUUGGGCCUCAAUGUGGGUAUGUCAUUGCAUCGCCAGCAGGCCGAGUUGAGCUCUGUUGCACAAAAGUUUUUGCAGCCAGUGGAAUACGCCGAGUACCAACUAUCUUCCAUCAUUGAUAGACUACAGAACAACACAUUCCCACGCUCUCAGUCGAGCCAAAGACCCGAAAGAUCAACCGGGUGCGCUGUUAAGGUCAGUACCUUGGUACUUCGAGCCAUUUUGGGUAAUGGUGUGUCCGCUGGAGGUCACCUCAUGUGUUUCAUUGGCGGUGUUGCAACGCACGGCCCUGCAAGGAUAGUAGGUUCUCAAUUGAAAGAGCCCAUCAGAUCGCAUCACGACAUAGACAAGAUGCUGCAAACACACAUACCCAACUUGGCCAAUGGAGUUACCAAAGUGGACUCCCUGUUGUACAAAAAUGCCAAAUCAUUCUACGAACAGAUUGCUAGGUCUCUCGUGGAUAUGGGUAUCUGCUGUGACAUAUUUAUUGGCAGUUACGACCAGAUCGGUUUAUACGAGAUGGACGAUAUCGCUUCUGCAACAGGAGGUGCUGUUGUCAUGAGUGACUCAUUCAGCACUGCUAUCUUCAAGCAAAGUUUGGUGAAGUUCCUUAGACGCGAGACCAGCGAGGAAGUCAAUGAUGAAUUGGGCUCAGAGAUGGCCCUUAAUGCUACAGUCGAAUGCAGAACUACCACAGACUUGCAAAUCCAAGGUCUCAUUGGCCAUGCUACAGCGCUUCCACUUAGAAAAGACAACACCUUCAUUAACUCCAGUGUUUCUCCUCAAAGUAUUGGCCAAGGCAACACGAAUGCUUGGAAGCUUUGUGGCGUGGACCCACAAUCCACGUACGCGAUCUACUUUGACAAGCUCGACUCGCCUCAGCCUGGCUUUGCUUUCAUCCAGUUCAGCUUCCACUACCAACACCCAUGUGGAGAGAAGCGAGUUAGAGUGACUACAUUACCCUUGGCAGUUAUUGCCGAUUCCGACAACCAAAACUUGGAAUUAGGGUUUGAUCAAAACGCAGCCUUCAUCGCCAUUGCAAGGAGCUCCAUCGAUAAGCUCCGAGCUCACAUCUUUAACAGCACAAAGACGACUUAUGAUCACACCGACGUUGUGAAGCAUCUCGACAAGGUCCUCGCUGACUAUUGUGCCCGCUUUGGGGUAUACCAAAAGAAGCAACUCGAUUCAUUCCGUUUAUCAAACAGCUAUUCAAUGUUGCCGCAAUUCAUGUACCAUCUACGCCGGUCACCAUUCAUUCGAGUGUUCAACAAUUCUCCAGAUGAGACAAGUUACAUUCGUCACAUUUUCAUGCAUGAGGACGUCAACAACUCGUUGACCAUGAUCCAACCGUCCUUAUUGUCCUACGACAUUGAGACCUUUGGAGCAGAGGACCCGGAGACAGGUGAACCUAAUAUAGAUCCUGAGCCUGUUCUACUUGACUCCAUGUCGCUCGGGCUCACCAAGAUUCUCCUUCUAGACACAUUCUUCCAUAUCCUCAUCUACCAUGGCACCACCGUUGCGCAGUGGAGAAAGGCCAACUACCACAAUAUGGAAGGCUACGAGCAUUUCAAAGAGUUCUUGGAAGCACCAAAGCAUGAGGCUUUGGAGAUUCUCAAAGACAGGUUUCCGUUGCCGCGGUUUAUCGACUGCGACGACGGCGGAUCCCAGGCCCGAUUCCUUAUGGCCAAGCUCAACCCAUCAACGAGUUAUCUGACAAACCCCAACCACAUGUACGGAGGCCAGUUUGACGUCAUGACGGACGAUACUAGUCUACAAUCGUAUAUGAUGCAUAUUCAGCGGGUUGCGGUUUCCCGGUAA
This is a messenger RNA of Candidozyma duobushaemuli, 2403 nucleotides long. RefSeq lists its product as uncharacterized. The transcript has a single exon. Gene Ontology annotation, biological process: endoplasmic reticulum to Golgi vesicle-mediated transport; COPII-coated vesicle cargo loading; intracellular protein transport. Bases 1 to 2403 code for a protein of 800 amino acids. The record is from RefSeq and is a predicted model, not a curated record. Gene Ontology annotation, cellular component: endoplasmic reticulum exit site; COPII vesicle coat. Gene Ontology annotation, molecular function: zinc ion binding; GTPase activator activity. Lineage: Eukaryota; Fungi; Ascomycota; Pichiomycetes; Serinales; Metschnikowiaceae.